AUGUGGUAUGGAGAACGGCUAAACAAGCGUAGAAAUGCAAAGAAUCCUACUUUUUCUUUAUGUUGCAUGCAAGGUCAAGUUCAGUUGCCUCUAUUGAAGGAGCCACCAACUAUUCUAAAAAAGCUUUUGGAAGGGGAUGAUCCACGAAGCAGGCAUUUCCAAAAACAUAUACGACCUUACAAUAUGGUUUUUUCUUUCACUUCACUUGGUGGAAAAGUUCAGAGGACUUUAAAGAAGGGUAAAGGACCUGAUAUGUUUCAACUACAAGGAGAAAACUAUCACUUAAUUGGGAAUUUAACUCCACCUGAAGGAAGUGAAGCGAAAUUCGGACAGCUAUACAUAGUUGACACAGAGAAUGAAGUUGAAAACAGAGCAAAAUGUUUAAGCUCUGGAAAACAGAAAAUUCAGGUCAAGAAAAAGGAUAAUCUCAGGAAAGAUAUUAUUGAUGCUUUGAUGAGGAUGUUGAAUGAGGUCAAUCCAUAUGUAAAAAAGUUUAGAUCAGCAAGAGAUCGCUUCAACACAGAUCCUGAAGAUUCAUUUCAUAUGAGGAUUGUUAGUGAGAGGUUAAAGGACGGAAGGACAUAUAACACACCCUCUGCCUCAGAGGUUGCUGCCCUUAUUCCUGGAGAUUUUAGUCUUGAUAUGGACAGAAGGGAUAUUGUUCUACAACAAAAAUCAGGGAAACUGUUGAGAAUUAACGAGAUUCAUGCUUCUUAUCUUGCACUUCAGUAUCCUCUUUUGUUUACGUAUGGAGAAGAUGGAUUCAGACUCGGUAUUAAGAAAGGGGCAACGAAGAUUACAAAAAAACAGAAGAAGCCUAAUAUCAGUAUGAGGCAAUUCUUUGCUUUUCGCUUGCAUGAACGUAAGAAUGAGUCUCAUUGUCUCCUACAUUCUAGAAGGCUAUUUCAACAAUUUGUGGUGGAUGCCUUCACAACAAUUGAGUCUAAUCGUCUGCGAUAUUUGAAGCUAAAUCAAACUUCCUUGCGAUCUGAUAGUUAUGAUUCCAUAAAAGAGUCGGAGAAUGCAGGCAAAGUGGAUAUGAAUGAGCAAGGAUCUGAGUUUACUUUACCAGCUUCUUUCGUGGGGAGUCCUAGAUAUAUGAAGAACAAUUACUUGGAUGCUAUGACAAUAUGCAAGCAUUUCGGAUUCCCAGACCUUUUCAUCACUUUCACGUGUAAUCCCAAAUGGCCAGAGAUCACCAGAUAUGUGAAAGCGAGGAAGCUAAAGGCAGAAGAUAGAUCAGACAUUAUUUGUAGAAUUUUCAAGAUCAAACUUGAUUCAUUGAUGGAUGCUUUAACCAAGAAGAAUAUUUUGGGAGAGACCCGCGCAUCUAUGUACACAAUUGAGUUCCAGAAGCGUGGUUUACCGCAUGCUCACAUUCUCCUAUUCAUGAAGAAAAUCAGGCAGCCUACAACAGAGGACAUUGACAACAUAAUAUCUGCUGAGAUUCCUAAUAAAAAGGAAGAACCAGAACUUUUUGAGAUCAUUAAGGAUAUGAUGAUUCAUGGACCAUGUGGAGCAGCUAAUAUGAAUUCACCAUGCAUGGAGAAUGGCCGUUGCUCUAAGUCAUAUCCUAAAUCAUUUUCUGAGACGACCAAUAUUAAUAAAGAAGGAUUUCCGGUUUACAGAAGGCGUCAACAUUCAGAAAAUUAUGUUCUGAAGAAUGGAGUGCGAUGUGACAAUCGAUAUGUUAUUCCUUACAGCCGGCAAUUAUCUCUCCUUUAUAGAGCUCACAUUAACGUUGAGUGGUGCAACCAAGUUGGGUCUAUAAAGUAUUUAUUCAAAUACAUAAAUAAAGGACAGGAUCGUUGCACAGUUUCUGUUGAACCCCCAGACCACAUUGUUGCAAGUGAGUUAGGAGAUGUCGAUCUUACUAAGGAAAAACUUGAGAAGAAAAGGAAUGAACUCAAGGAAUUCUUCGAUUGCAGCUGCAAAUUAAAUGGACUUAAUAAACAACUUUUUCGUUUUUGCAGAUACGUUUCGACAUGUGAAGGAACUUGGAGAGUGUUCAAAUUCCCUAUUCACUAUCGAUCUGUUGCUGUAGAGAAGCUUAGUUUUCAUCUACCCGGAAAGCAAGUUGUUACAUUCAAAGAGAAAGAUAAAUUGAAAACAGUGGUCACCCGGAAGCUCAUUGAAAAUACAAUGUUCUUAGCUUGGUUUGAGUUGUGUAAGAUUGACUCCCUUGCCAGAACAUUGACCUACGCUCAGAUUCCAAACUUCUUCACUUAUGAUAAAAGGUCAAAGACGUUCAAAAGACGGAAAAGGGGUUUUGCUCUAGGGAGGAUUAAUUAUGCUCCUCGGUCCCAGGAAAAUGCUUAUUUCUUGCGUGUAUUAUUGAACAUUGUCAGAGGACCCACCAGUUAUGAUGACAUUAAAACCUAUGAAGGUGUUCUACAUCCGAGCUACAAAGCAGCAUGUUAUGCUCGUGGGUUAUUAGAUGAUGAUCAAGAAUACAUUGAUGACAUACUAAGAAGAAGUUAUGAAAGCACAGCAAGUGAGCUACGAAAUUUUUUUGUUAUGAUGCUUAUGAGUAACACUUUAUCUGAGCCGGAGACUGUAUGGGAACACACUUGGGAGAUUUUGUCUGAAGAUAUAGAGCACUGCAGGAGAAGAAAUUUCAAUAGACCAGGUCUAUUACUGAGCGAUGACGACAAAAAGAAGUAUGCUUUACUAGAGAUUGAAAAAAUUUUGAGACGUAAUGGUACUUCUCUGUCAAGAUUUGAAUCUAUGCCUAGACUACCAAGGACAAGUAGUGACGAUUCAAAUGUCUUGGUGUUAGACGAGCGUAGCUAUUAUCGUACCUCUUUGUUGGAAACUCUUGACAGAGAUAUUCCAAAGAUGACUUGCGAGCAAAAAUUCAUAUAUGACCAGAUUCUUUCAGCUGUUAAUAAAGGAGAUGGUGGAAUGUUUUUUGUUAGCGGUUUUGGUGGAACUGGGAAAACUUUCCUCUGGAAAUUGCUAUCUGCAGCCAUUAGAUCUCGAGGAGAUAUUGUUCUAAAUGUGGCUUCAAGUGGCAUCGCAUCAUUGUUGUUGCAAGGCGGUCGGACAGCUCAUUCAAGAUUCGGUAUUCCUCUAAAUCCAGACGAGUUUUCCUCAUGUACUAUGAAGCAUGGAACUGACCAAUCUAAUUUAGUGAAAGCAUCAUCACUUAUUAUCUGGGAUGAAGCGCCUAUGAUGAGCAAGCAUUGUUUUGAAGCGUUGGACAGAAGUUUAUCUGAUAUUGUGGGAAAGCACGACACACAACCAUUUGGGGGAAAAGUUGUUGUUUUCGGAGGCGAUUUUAGGCAGGUCUUGCCUGUUAUAAAUGGAGCUGGUAGAGCUGAAAUUGUUAUGGCCACACUUAACUCUUCAUAUCUAUGGGAUAACUGCAAAGUGCUUAAUUUGACUAAGAAUAUGAGAUUGCUCUCUGGUGGUUUAUCACUUGAAGACUCAAAGGAUCUAAAAGAAUUUUCAGAGUGGAUUUUGAAAGUUGGAGAUGGUAAACUUUCUGAGCCUAAUGAUGGGGAAGCAGAGGUUGAAAUACCCACUGAAUUUCUUAUUACCAAGUCAGAUGAUCCUAUAGAAGCAAUCAGCAAAGCUAUUUAUGGUGAUUCAGCAACAUUGCAUGAAAAAAAAGAGGCCAAGUUUUUCCAAGAGAGAGCUAUUCUUUGUCCAACCAAUGAGGAUGUGAAUAUAGUUAAUGAUUAUAUGUUGGAUAAGCUAAAUGGCGAGGAAAAAAUUUAUAACAGUGCUGAUAGUAUUGAUCCUUCAGAUACAACCUCGGUAAACAAUGAAGCACUUAGUUCUGAUUUUCUGAACACUAUUAAGGUUUCUGGUUUACCAAACCAUAGUCUUAGACUGAAGGUUGGUUGUCCUGUUAUGGUUCUGAGAAACAUAGCUCCUACAGACGGCUUAAUGAAUGGGACCAGAUUGCAGAUCACACAUCUAAUGGAUUUUAUGGUUCGAGCUAGGAUUAUAACAGGAGAAAGGGUUGGGGAAAUAGUUGAUAUUCCUAGAUUGCUGAUAACCCCUUCUGACACCAGAUUGCCGUUUAAAAUGCGGAGAAGACAACUGCCUCUUGCUGUGGCUUUUGCCAUAACAAUCAACAAAAGCCAAGGGCAAUCACUAUCUCAAGUAGGUCUGUAUCUACCAAGACCUGUCUUUUCACAUGGUCAGCUAUAUGUGGCUGUUUCUAGAGUCACUUCAAAAAAAGGAUUAAAAAUUUUGAUUGUGGACAAAGAUGGAAAAACUCAGAAAAAAACUAUGAAUGUAGUUUUUAAAGAAGUUUUCGACAACCUUUAGCUGUUGGGGGUGAUAAGGUAUGUGAUCCUAAUCGAUUAGAUGUAGUUAUACGUUUUAUGUUUGUAUGUGUUCUUUAUAAAGUUCAGAUUCCUAUGCGUCUGUUCUUAUAUA
This is a messenger RNA of Brassica napus (rape), 4392 nucleotides long. RefSeq lists its product as uncharacterized. The coding region runs from base 1 to 4281 and encodes 1426 amino acids. Lineage: Eukaryota; Viridiplantae; Streptophyta; Magnoliopsida; Brassicales; Brassicaceae. The record is from RefSeq and is a predicted model, not a curated record. The transcript is spliced from 6 exons. Gene Ontology annotation, molecular function: DNA helicase activity. Gene Ontology annotation, biological process: DNA repair; telomere maintenance.